Messenger RNA from Paramuricea clavata, 4572 nucleotides. NCBI's taxonomy places the organism in Eukaryota, Metazoa, Cnidaria, Anthozoa, Malacalcyonacea, Plexauridae. The record is from the annotation of a GenBank genome assembly.
AUGGAACCCAUUGUGAAAAUGCACAUCAAUGAAGGUACAAUUGAAUCUCCUGCGGUUCUAAGGCGUCUAGCGAGAACAUUAUCGGGACCGUUCGCUUUUCCAUUUUUCAAAUGAUUUAUACCUCUUUGAAUCAACUGUUCACUGAGAUUUAUCUCCGAAAUCGUACAAAAAAACAUUUUUGUAUGAAAAUCAUUUUAAACUUAAAUUUGAGGUUUAUUUACAUUAUGCUUGUGCAUUCAAACUGAGCAGCACACCUGAAAUCUUGAGACAAAAUAUUUUUCUGUCACUAAUUUUUUUACUGCUAACAUUCAUAUAGAUUCCUUGCCAAGGUCACACGUUCCUGCUCCGGUGCGCUACUUUGUUGGCCGUGAAAACGAAGUUCAGCAAAUAACGUCCUUGUUGACAUGCCGAUCCACUCGGCUUGUGAACAUCUGGGGAUCCCCAGGAUUUGGUAAAACUUCCACGGCUAUUGCUGUUGCACGUCACCUGCACUCUCUUGGGCACCCUGUGUAUUUCUUUAAAUUUCAAGGAAUAAGCUCAAUCGAUAAAUUUUACUCAAAAAUUCUAAGCAUUUUUAACUUAACAAAUGAUAAUAUUGCACCCGUGGAUAAAUUAGUCAGUGUAUUUAGAGGGGUCCCUUGCCACAUUUUUCUUGUUUUUGAUAAUCUUGACGAUCUUUUGGCAUGCAAAUCGGAUGAUACUGCCGACGUGGUCGUUCAGGUAAUUCGAGAAUUUCUGGAUUCCCAUGAGGACAUAAACAUACUUCUUACAACGAGAGAAUUUCUUGAGUCUCUCAGUUCGCAAAUUUCCGAGUUUGGGAGUUUAAGGAUUCGUCCACUGGAUCAGGCCUCGUCCAAUCGCUUUGUUCGAAACUUUAUCCCUGUUAUGACUGAAGAGUUAAUCACGAAAGUUACAAAAAUUUCUGGAAAUAUUCCUUUAGCCAUGAAACUCUUGGCCACUUUGAUUCAAAAUUGUUCCGAAAAAGAUGCCAAAAAGAUUCUUGAUGACAUACCUGUUUCAAAAGUACUCGGAAUGAUAGAAAACCCUUACGAAGAAAAGUUAAGAAAAUUAUUCGUUUCUUCGUUUGAUCACCUUUUACAGAGUGAACAGGAGGCAUUUGUUUCUCUAACUGUUUUUAGAGGAGAUGAUAUUGAUGUGGAAGCCGCCCUUGCAGUGGUUGGCGGGGACGAAUUUAAGGCUAGGCGCAGUCUAUCAACCCUUGUUAAUAAGUCUUUGAUUGAUCAGGAUUCUGGAGCCAAACUGGUUUCAGUUCAUCCUCUUUUGUACUCCUUUGCAAAGGAAAGAUCUAACCAGGAUGACCUUAAAAAUGCCACAGUUUCUUCUUAUAUUCGAUAUUUAAGAUAUUACUUGCGACUUUUUGAGAAAUUGAAUGAACUGGUACUUGCAGGCAAACCACUUGAUCGUUUUCGAGCAUACAAAGCUUAUGACAAUAUUGAAUAUAUUUUGUUUGAAAAGUUAAUAUUUUCUCUAACUUAUGAAGAUGUUUUAGAAAUAUUGACUAAAUCUGAACUGUUUCUGUAUUCACUUUACGCUGGCCCAUCUCAAAAUUACAGAGUGAAUUACCUGUAUGAUUUAGGCAUACGCUUUGCAGAGAAACGAAACAAGUCUCUUCACUGUAAACUUAUUACAAGCAAAUGCUUUGGCAGUACUACAAUGUUGUGUUUGUCGCCUGAAAUUUCGAAAGUAUCUGAGUCUAUUCGGAAGGAAGUUGCCUUGAUGACUGACGGUACUGCCGCAAAGUUUGCCUGUUAUGAGGGUUUAUACGAGAUUUCAAGCGGUAGGACGAAGAGCGGAGUUCUACGCGUUGAAAAAGGUCUUUUCGGGUUGAAAAGUUGCACCGACCAACAAACUUUGAAAUGCUUAUGCUUACAACUCUUAAGUUUGUAUUACAAGUUUGCAAAAGACCUUGAAAAAUGCGAACAGUUCAGUAAAAUGGCUUUUGAAGUAGCCAAACAGAUUGGCAAUUCCAGGCUAUUCUUAAUCGAUUAUUGUGAACCUGCGGAUAAGAACGGCGUUGACAAAUCGUUGGGUGACAACAAAUCUUUUCCUCAACCAUCAAUUUUACUCUUCCUCGCAUUCAGCCUCUGGGUGAAUAAUUUUGUAACAGACGAGAACAAGUAUAAUCUUUCAAGCUUUAUUUGUAAGUUGCAACAAGAAACAGAAGAAGAGUUGUUUGAUUCAAGUUAUCUAAUGCGGAUUCUCCGUUCUGGUGAUAUUGGUUUGGCGUAUCUCAGUACCAAGCAUAAAGCGAUGCUAGAUGAAGUCAUCCAAACGAUCAAAAACAAACUUAGAAUUAAAGAUAUCACUAAAGGUGGCAUGAUCGAUGUUGAUGUAAAGUCAAACAAGACUGCGAGGGCGAUGUUGCAUAGAUUGGGAGAAUGUUGUUUUUUAAGAGGUACUGGUCGCUCAAAUGAACCAGAUCUAAAUCGUCAGACACUGCAUGGCGCACUUGAGAUUUCACGCAAACUUUACGGAGACCAAUGCGAAAACGCCGCCCAAUGUUUCUACUAUAUAGGAGUCCUCGAAAAUAUUCAUGAGAAUUACGAUUCUGCUCUUGUGGCACAUGAACAAGCACUUAAGAUAAGACUGUCCUUGAGCAGUCAGCCUAACAGGGAAACAAGUUAUAGUCGCUCCCAGAUCGGGAAAACACAACGUAAUUUAGGAAACCUUAAAGAUGCGAUUGUUUCUUAUCAACUUGCACUCGACAUUUGGUUGGAAAUAGAAGGCAAUGUGAAUUACGAGGUUGCUAAAACCCAUUUUAAGAUAGGAAAUACACAACGCGGACUUGGCGAUUUUAUUGCGUCUCUUGAGUCUCAUCAACGUGCACUUGAUGUUAUGUUAAGAACACAGGGCGAAGUUAAUAAACUGGUUUUUAAAAUUUACUUAGGGAUGGCAGUCACUCAGAAAAUUAUUCAGGAUUACGUAUCGUCUCUUAAGUUACACAAGCAAGCUUUUGAUAUCAGAAAAAAGAUGGAUGAGGAAGAUGGAGAAUGGGUUGCAGAAAUGUACGGGUAUAUAGGACAUACGCAAAGCCUUCUUGAAGACUACAGCUCCUCUCUUGAUUCCUAUCAACGUGCCCUUGAUAUUAGGUUAAAAAUACAUGGCAACGAAAGCCAGUGGGUUGCUCAAAGCUACCACAGUAUAGGAGAGACGCAAAUGAAGCUUGGAAACAUUCCCUCGUCCUUCGAGUCAUAUCAACGUGCACUUGAUAUUAUGCUGAAACUGGACGGUGGAAAAAACCCUUUUACAUUUUCUGUGUACUUUGGGAUAGGAAUUGCACAUAUGAAGAUUGACAAUUACGCAGCUAGUAUUGAAUCGUUUCAACAUGCAAUGAAAUUUACCGAAGACACGGAGUCAGACGAACGGGCAGGCCGGUGUCUCUUUCAUACCGGAAUCGCUCAGAAUUACACGGGUGACUACAACUUGUCUACUAAAUCAUUUCAACGCGCGUUGAAAAUUUGCGACGAGCUGGGUGACCAUCCCUCAAUUUCUGCUUGCAUUUACAGCUGGAUAGGUCGUAAUUAUUACUCUAUGCAAAAGUACACAAAAGCGAUUCAGUCAUGUCAACGGUCGGUCGAUAUAAGCUUGGUCUCGCCCCAAAACAGAGAAGUGACGGCUGAGAGUUACUUUUGGAUGGCAAAGGCGCAAUUUGAAAACGGGAUGCAUAAUGAUGUUGCCAUAAAAUCACUAAACAACGCAAUUCAAUUGUUCAAAUUACUAGGGAAACAACAUCGGCUUAUGAUUCACAGCUACUAUUUGAUGGGAAUCAUUCAAAUCAGAACAAGAGAUCAUGCUUCGGCUAUUCAUUCCUUUGAAAUAAUGCUGAAGAUAUCAGAGGCCUCUGGCAAAAAAGAUAUGACAACGGCGGACUGUCACUUUCGAUUAGCAUGUGCUCAAUACUACCGUGAGGCUUAUAAAGAAUCUCUUACUUCGAUGUACGCAGCUCUUAAAAUAUCACUUGAUAUAAAUGGUAAAAUGAAUGCUACUACCGCUGAAUAUUUUUGCUUCAUUGGAAAGAUAUGUAAAAUGUUGGGCAACAGACUGGUGGCAUUGUCUAACUUCAAAACGUCACUUCGUAUUUGCAUGGAUAUAUUUGGUGAAAAUCAUCCGGAUACCAUGGAGAGUCUUAGUGAAGUACAAGACGCUUCGACGAGUUAAAUAGUUAAAAUGCUUGGCAAAGGGUUGUAUAAAAUUCCUUGUUUGAAUGUGUCCUUUAAGCGUAGUAGUCACUUGUAUAUAUUGUAGUAAACAAUCCAAAUUUAAUUUGGUAAUUUAAUAGAUUCACUAUUCAAUUUACAAGUGUAUUUGUAGUUAGCUCUUGAAAUAAUUUAACGAAAGGUUUUUACUGUUCCUCUUUUGUUUUCAAAGAUUGCCACAAAAGAAAACGCUUAUGCACUGUUUGCUUUCAGAUUGGUUUAAAAUGUUCUGCGUAACUCACAUAUUCUGAAUCCUCCGUGUCAUUUUCGUUGGUUUUUGGUGUCUUAGUUUCAGCUCCAAUUUUAGUUUUAUCCUAUUUUAUUUUUAUUCGUAUUAUGGAAAUCCGUGUACCGC